AUGCGACAGUCGUCCGGAAAAGUUAAGACUGGCCAACUUUGGUCCAAGAACAAGGCCGACCUUGCUAAGCAACUUGGAGAGUUGAAGACAGAGUUGGGUCAAUUGAGAACACAGAAGAUUGCUGGAGGAUCAGCGUCGAAGCUCACAAAGAUUCACGAUAUCCGAAAAUCGAUCGCGAAGGUUCUCACAGUCAUCAACGCAAACCAGCGCGCUCAGCUCCGUCUCUUCUACAAGGGAAAGAAGUACACACCACUCGACCUCCGACCAAAGCAGACACGUGCCAUUCGAAGACGCCUAACCAAGAACGAGAGCGGAAAGACAUUGGAGAAGACAAAGAAGCGAUCGGUACACUUCCCACAACGGAAAUACGCUAUCAAGGCUGAGGCUUAG
Messenger RNA from Glarea lozoyensis ATCC 20868, 390 nucleotides. Its product is annotated as Ribosomal protein L29 (L29p). Gene Ontology annotation, biological process: translation; maturation of LSU-rRNA from tricistronic rRNA transcript (SSU-rRNA, 5.8S rRNA, LSU-rRNA). Gene Ontology annotation, cellular component: ribosome; cytosolic large ribosomal subunit. The coding region runs from base 1 to 390 and encodes 129 amino acids. Lineage: Eukaryota; Fungi; Ascomycota; Leotiomycetes; Helotiales; Helotiaceae. Gene Ontology annotation, molecular function: mRNA binding; structural constituent of ribosome. The transcript is spliced from 3 exons. The record is from RefSeq and is a predicted model, not a curated record.